AUGCCAACCCCAUAUGUCCAGCGUAAUCAGGACUUCUUCUAUAAGAUCACCAAAGCCCACCGCAUCAGUACAUCCCUUACGCCAACCCCAUAUAUUCAGCGUUAUCAGGAUUUCCCCUAUAACAUCACCAACGCCCACCGCAUCAGUACAUCACUUAUGCCAACCCCAUAUGUCCAGCGUAAUCAGGACUUCUUCUAUAAGAUCCCAAAGCCCACCGCAAUCAGGCGUUAUCUUUCCCCUAUAACAAAUCAACGCCCACCGCAUCAGUACAUCACUCAUCCAACCCCAUAUUGUUUUAAAUUCUUGAUUUCUUUCAUUAUUUUUUCUUUCUUUCUUACUUACUUUCUUUCUUUCUUUCUUUCUUUCUUUCUUACUUUCUUUCUUUCUUUCUUUCUUUCAAAGUGUUCCUUUUUGUGUUUUAAAUUCUUGAUUUCUUUCAUUAUUUUUUCUUUCUUUCUUUCUUACUUUCUUUCUUACUUUCUUUCUUCGAUUUACUUGUUCCUUUCUUUCUUUCUUUCUUUCCUUCUUUCUUACUUUCUUUCUUCGAUUUACUUUGUUUCUUUCUUUCUUCCUUUCUUUCAUUUUUUCUUUACGUCUUUCUUGCUUUCCUCCUUUCUUUCCUUUUUUAUACUUUCUAAUUUUCUUUCAUUUUUCUUUCUUUCGUUCUUUCUAUCUUUCUUUCUCUCUUCUAUUCUUUCUUUCUACGUCUUCCUUUCUAACUCGUUUCCAUCUUUUUUUAAGUCUUUCCGUUCUUAUUUUUCAUUUUAUUUUAAAAGUGCCUCUUUCUUCCUUCGUCCAAUUCCUUCCUUCUUUAUUUGGAUGGGGGGUCAUUUCCCUAUUUCUGCUGUCUAUCCAGUUUACUUUUACUCAUAUAUAAGAGUUAUUUCUCCUUUCUUUUUUUCUUUCUUUCUUUCAUUCUUUCUUUCAUUGUACUUGUUACUUUCUGUGUCAUUUCUCUCUUUCUUAAUUCUAUCAAUUCAUAAUUUUUCUUUCUUUCUUUCAUUCUUUCAUUCUUUCUUUCUAUGUUUGUCUAUUUCUUUUAUUUUUUCUCUCAUUUUUUUCAUUUUUUCUUCCUUUGCGUUCCUUUCUGUCACAUUUUCCUUGUUUUCGUCCUUACAUCGUUGA
This is a messenger RNA of Acanthosepion pharaonis, 1125 nucleotides long. The record is from the annotation of a GenBank genome assembly. Lineage: Eukaryota; Metazoa; Mollusca; Cephalopoda; Sepiida; Sepiidae.